AUGAAGCAGUCUUGUAUAAUGUUUGUGCAUCUGUUGGUCAUCAUUCUGACCGUUCUGCUGUUACGAAUAGAUGCAAGUUGUACAAUAGGCCCAGCUGUAUCAGAGAAGAUUGCCUCUCUCAACGAUACCUACGUGACCCAGUAUAUCCUGACGUCAUCCAGCCUUACGUCAUCCUGCUGUGGAGUUUUAUCCGAGGUACAAAUUUAUCCGAAGAGAACCGGCUAUAUACAGUUCCAGAUAUGGCGUCCUGUUACUACGAACCAAUAUCUACUGGUUGGAGAGUUUCGGUAUUUAGUGUCCUCUGUCGAUGUCAACGAUACUGUACUGAUAUCUGACGAGAUAUCUGUCCAACCAGGCGACAGUAUUGGAUGGUACAGCGAGGCAUUUGACAUAAUUCCCUACACAACCGGAAGUAAUGAAGAAGACGGAACAAUUGUUCUUCAUCCAUCCUUGGACCAUGCGGUAGGAUAUCAAUACACAGUGGAUGUGGGUUUUACGGACGGGCGGACGUACGCUAUUCAGUAUACAGUUGGUGACGGCGCUGCACCCACAUUUACCAAUCUGCCAGCUAGUAUUGACGUGUAUGAUCACACAGUUAUUGGGUCGUCCAUCUUUAACGUCACUUUCAACGACAGCAACGCCGCAGAAUUAUCUUCCCUUGUUAUGUCUGUUUCCUUCUACGAGCCGUAUCGUGGGACCCCCGCAAUCAUUAUUGAUCUGAACACAGGUCAGGUGACCACCGCUAGCCACCAAUUGCAUGUUGGAUCUGUGACCUUGACCUUGACCCUAACAGAUAUAUGUGGACUUUCGGACACCCAAACGCUGACCGUUAAUAUCAUUAACCAGCCACCCGUCUUCAGUAACCUCCCAUCUGCGGUCGAUUUGUCCGAGACAGUAACUUUAGAAACACUUCUGUAUACGCUGUCAGUGUCCGACCCCUCACAUGACCCUGUGACGUGUGCGAUGACGUCAUCCUCUCCAGCAGACGCUCCAUUCCUAGUACAACUCGUCCCAGGGACGACAGAUUUUGGCGUGUACAGCAGAUUGAUGCCUCAUUUUGAUUUCUUGAACAUUAAUCAAUAUGUGUUGACCAUCGACUGUACGGACACCAAGGACACAACACCUGGAUAUUUUACUGUCAACAUUUUACCCAACACCGUGCCUGUCUUUCUUAAUAUCCCCGCAUCCGUUACCAUAGCAACAACAACACAGAUUGGUACUGUGGUGUACACUGUUUUGGCAGCUGACAAUGAAACAAAUGAUUUGGAGUUUUGGAUUGCGAGCUGUUCUUCUUGUUGGUUUACAAUUGCGGAUACCGGACAAGUCAUUUUGACCACGCCCAUACUUACCACGACUAGAACUGUGUAUAAUAUCCGUAUCAGAGUAAGUGACAAUGACUUGACGUCAACAGAUACCAGACUCAGCAUCAUCAUUUCAGGCGUCAAUAACCAACCAACGAUCAACAAUUUGCCUCUGACGUUGAAUAUCCUGGAAUCUGUCGCCAUAGGAACGGCGAUCUUCACAUUAGAUGUGACUGAGCACGACACAGACGACAUCUUGAAUUACGUCAUUUCGUACACGCCCUCCUCUGCAGCGGCCAAGUUCCGGUUUGAUACCAGUCGUAAACAGUUGUUGUUGAUUCAAAGCCUCGAUUUCGAGUCAGGGACCAUUCAAUACACGAUAGGGUUCACAGUUGACGAUGGGUCGUUGAGUGCUGGUCCUUCGUCCUUGACCCUUGACAUUCUUGACGAUAAUGAGGCGCCGACGUUUGAUAGCGAAAUGUAUUACGUCACUGAUUCAGAGAACAGAAAUAUUGGCUAUAGUCUGCCCAGUGUGGGUUUCACUGUAACAGACCCCGAUUCGGGCGACUCUGUGACGUAUUCCAUAGCUUCCGGUGACCCCCAAGAGCGCUUUACAAUCGACGCUACUUCCGGGAUAUUGGAGUUUGCUGUUAGAUACGACAUCGAUUAUGGUACUGACCAAAUGCCAGCGGUAGUCAAUUUGACCAUCAGAGCGACCGAUACAGGAGGACUGAGUGCUACAACCCUGGUACAAAUCACCCUUCAAGACAGCAACGAUAAUCGACCUUACUUCAGCUCUGACACGUUCGAGGCGAACAUUCCAAAUGACUAUCCGGUGAAGUCAAGCAUUGUAUCUGUCAUAGCAACGGAUAUAGACUAUACAUACAACGAAAUACAAUAUACCUUAAUAUCAGGAGAUAUCCAAUACUUUGCCGUGAAUGAAGAAGGAUGGGUUUAUCUCAUCAAAUCUGUGGCAGAGUUUUACAACUACACAACUCUUUACGUCCGAGUACAGGCAUAUUCUCACGGCCAUAAUGCCUACUCCAAUGCCUACAUCCUUGUGAGCCCAGCACUAGGCGACAGUCUGUUCAAUCACACUGGGAACAUCCUGUGGUUCAGCGCAUGCGUAGUGAUUGUAACACUUAUCGUCGUCCUGUUUGCGUUUAUGACGUAUCGGUAUUUCCGGUUUGGGUACGCUUGCUCGCCAAAGAAAUGGACAGUUAAAUGUAACACUCUAAGACUUGGAUGGAAAAGUUUGAAAGAAAAACUACAGAAUGGCGUGUACACGUGCCGAGCAAAAUGGAAGGCAUGGAAAAUAUCGAAGAAAACUGAGACACAAACAACAAAGCCAAAAAAAGUGAGAUUUUCACUGGAGAAGGAGGACAUGCCCAACUCACACCAACAUUAUUGUGGUAUUUACGACAGAUUAAAGAGGGCUUUGUUUUCAUCAGAGAAGGCAAAGACAUCAAGCCCCAAAUCCCGCGGUCUUUAUCAAAAACUGAUCUCAUGUUUACCGAGUUGCAAAAAGCCUACCGAAAGGAUACAAGUGGCCCCUGUUAAACCGGAGCUACCUCUUCCUGUAAACGAAAGUUACAAUUGGACACCUUGGCGGAGUCAAUGGAAUACUUCCUCGGCAUACAAUGUAUAAAGAAGAUGGCUGGAACAAAGAACGCUCAAUAUAAAUAAAGAAAAUUAUGUAUGACGUAUAAAAAUUAAAUUCU
Ylistrum balloti is the source of this 3022-nucleotide messenger RNA. RefSeq names its product cadherin-23-like. The record is from RefSeq and is a predicted model, not a curated record. Gene Ontology annotation, molecular function: cadherin binding; calcium ion binding. NCBI's taxonomy places the organism in Eukaryota, Metazoa, Mollusca, Bivalvia, Pectinida, Pectinidae. The coding region runs from base 1 to 2949 and encodes 982 amino acids. The transcript has 19 exons. Gene Ontology annotation, cellular component: plasma membrane; catenin complex. Gene Ontology annotation, biological process: homophilic cell-cell adhesion.